Molecule: messenger RNA, 1131 nt
Organism: Cooperia oncophora
Lineage: Eukaryota; Metazoa; Nematoda; Chromadorea; Rhabditida; Trichostrongylidae
Source: the annotation of a GenBank genome assembly
UUGUUCGAAGGAGAACUUCUCUGUAAGAUUUUCAUUUGUUUCAGUGUUUGGACUUUAUGUCGGAAACCGAUCUCGCUGAAAAGGCGGAAGCUGCUUGAUGGACAUUCAGAUGCUGUGACAUGUCUGGUUGUCUGUUCUGCCCACGCUUUUGUUGUGUCAGCUAGCCGAGAUUGCUCAGUGAUCUUGUGGCAUCAGUCCGAGCUGUAUCUUAUUCGUCAACUCCCACCACAUCCGAGCCCUGUGUCGGCUGUAGCCGUCAACGACACGACGGUAAAACCGAAUUACCGAAUAGCACCCUGGAAAAUGUUCACCUUGUUCUUUUGCGUUCAGGGAGAUAUUGCAACAUCUUGCUCGACAUUACUGCACUUGUGGUCAAUUAAUGGCGAACUGUUGGCUGUAGUGAACACAUGCGAUUCGAACCUUAUCAUGGAUCCGUCCCAAAUGAUCCUUAGUCUCACUUUUAGUACGAUGAAUGAGUGGGACACAGACAACGUGGUCGUUUGUGGAACGAGUGAUGGUGUCGUGAAGAUCUAUUCUUGUGUAAUGGUGGAGAAUGACGGAUCCGUUGAAGCGCCGCAUAUCGAACCGCAAGUGAAGCAAGGCACGUCUUCAUCUGCAAGUGUUCAUGCGCGAUUGGAUCGCGUGCGUCGCCGUCUCAAGGUGAGCGGAAGUCAGGACACAAGUGAGGCUCACAGCCCUGAACCACCUGCCAGUCCAAUAACAAGUGGAAUGCAACCUCAAGGUAGGUACUCUACCUUUUUUUUGUUCUCCCAGGACCGUAUUAUUUCUUUCACAGGAGUGAUUGAUGGAGACAAGACCGUUUGUCCCCAGUAUGUGCGAGUUCUUAUGCAGCGAGCUGCUUUAACCGUCCAUACAGCAUUCAACAGGCCGGACAAUACCCAUCCAGCUCCAAUCACUUGCUUGACGCCGAGCAAAGAUCACAAAUCAUUUUUGGUCGGUGACGGUAUCGGAAGAGUAUGGUGCUGGCAGGCAGGUGAAGAUGGUGGUCGUGCCGAUCAUUGGGUCCAGGAUGUAUCAAGGCAAAGAUGUACACAGUGCCAGCAUAAGUUCUCCAUAGCCGAUCGGAAGCACCAUUGUAGAAAUUGCGGGCAGAUUUUCUGUGCCAAGUAG